This is a messenger RNA of Porites lobata, 13985 nucleotides long. Lineage: Eukaryota; Metazoa; Cnidaria; Anthozoa; Scleractinia; Poritidae. The record is from the annotation of a GenBank genome assembly.
UCGUUUUGUUCUGGGAAUAUGGCUGCGUUAUGCAAGGUUUGUGCGAAAUAUUUUCUUCUGUUAGUUACGUAUACUUUAGUUUCUUGACAGUUUGAGGCUUAGAAUCACUUUCAUAUCAGGGGAGAAUCUGAGGAAAUUCUUUGGAGACUAAAUAAGACGAUAGAGAAAAACAGUAAGCUUAAAUUUAUUUGGCGGUCGAUUUUUUGGUCUAACAUCGUCAUCAUUCGUUGCAUCAUAAUUUACGCAAUACGUUUUACUGCCCCGUAGUUAAGAUAAUUUUUAACCAUAGCCAUAACACUGUUAAUAUAAACUUUAUUACUCCAAUCACAGUUUUUAUAAAGGCUCUCUCGCCGCUUAUCAUAAAGUUGUAGGUAAUCAGAGCAGAAAAUCCAGUAGUAACACAGUGUGCGCUUUUCCUGCUUUUUUUUUUAUUUUAAUUUUUUUGUUGUCAUUAUAGACUUUCAAUAAUCGUUGCAGUACUUUCUGAGUGAAAGAUUUUAAAAAUAUAAACGCUAGCAAUGCUGGAUAUUUUAAACUCAUAAAUUGUGAUUUGUUAUUAAAAGGUAGUCUAAAUUGGUCACUGUUAACAUAGCCUUUUUAGUCUAUUUGCAUUAGUCAGUGGAAAGCCUCACAUCCCCAUACCCCAGAACAAUAUUCCCAUCAGAAACAAGGCUUAUGUUGUAGUUAUUUUUUUGUUUCAGGUAAUUUUUGUUUUUCUUUUGUUUUUGGGUAUGAUAAUGUAUGCUAAUGAAGUUGAAACAAAAGAGAAACAAAAAUUACUUGAGAUAAAAAAUUAACUACAACAUUUAUAUGCUUCUGUUCUUGUACCUUGCCUAUUCAAGAUGGUAAAAAAUGGUGAAAGGCUAAUCUCUGUCUAUCAAGCCCCGCCAGUGGUCCCCAGUCGCUGAUACUUGCGGAAAAGUGGCUGUCUAAAACUGCUUAAAUCUCCUGCUUAUGCCAUACAUUCCCUUGGUAUGGCAUGGGGGGCUUUCCAUUGACUAGUGCAUUAGUCUCCUUUGUUUUUUUCUUUUGAGUUCAUGCUGGAAAAAAAUGAUCACCUACAAGAUAGUACAUCCCACAGGGAAACUACAUUAUUAUGAAAUCUGAAUGGUUACUUUAACAACAUUCUUGCUUUUUUUGUGACCAGAUAUUGUCCUCAGUUGUGAGACCUGCACGACCAGUAGGAGGUGGUAUCUUGCAACGCAUUAAUGGAGGAUACAGGCCUUUUGGUUCUAUCCGCCAUUUAAGCCAGCAAGUAGUACAGCCAAAGGAAAGUGCAGCCAUCAACAUUGUCCCAGGACCACUUACAGCACUCUCUGAAGAAGAAGAAAUGAUGAAAGAAGCAGGUAGUGCAAAAUAUUAUCACUAAGUAUCAAGAUAAACUUAUCCUUUAAUGUACCUUAUCAAAUAUUAUUACAAUAUAGUGUGCUGGGAAUUCUAAACAUAUAUAUUUGUUGGAUCUUGUUUACUGUGGGUAAUGUCGACUGAGAUAUCGGUCGACAUAGUGGUCGAUAUAGCGGUCGACAGUCGGUCGAUAUAGCGGUCGACAGUCGGUCGAUAGUCGGUCGACAGUCGGUCGAUAGUUGGUCGAUAGUCGGUCGAUAGUCGGUCGAUAGUCGGUCGAUAGUUGGGCGAUAGUCGGUCGAUAGUCGGUCGAUAGUCGGUCGAUGGUCGGUCGAUAGUGGGUCGAUAGUCGGUCGAUAGUGAGAUAGACUAUCGGCCGAGUAUCGGUCGAUAUUCCGUCGACGCACCUCGACUUACUAUCGGUCAUAUGUCGGUGAUAUAUCGGUCAACUGUCGGUGAUAUAUCGGUCAACUGUCGGUGGUAUAUCAGUCAACUGUCGGUGGUAUAUCGGUGAACUGUCGGUGGUAUAUCGGUCAACUGUCGGUGGUAUAUCGUCAACUGUCGCUCGAAUAUUAGUCGUGGUGUUAAUUUAUCAGGUGAGUCCAAUGGCUUUUUUUUUAAGCAAAGACGCUAUUAAUUACUGUUAUCAUGCGAUGGGGAACAUGUGGCAAAGCAAGGCGCGAUUACGCUAUGAAGAGAACCGAAGAGCACUGGGAACUAAGGACAUGAUAACCUUUUUUUUUUUCCAGUUUGUGUCAUCACCGAUCGUCUGAGUUUUAGCUGUUAAACAGAACCUGUCUCAGCCUAAGUUGAAUCUGCUGCUCCUGUGGUCCCGCAAAAAUGUAGGAAAAUGUAGGAAAUGCUACGUGUCGACCGACCAUCGACCGAGUGUCGACCAAUUACUGACCGACACAUCGGUCAAGUAUCGACCAACUAUCGACCAAGUAUCGGCAAAGUGUCGGCGAAAUGUCGGGCGAAGUGUCGGUGAGCAAAAAGCUAUAUCGGCGAGACACAUCUGGAGCGACUAUCGGCGUGUCUCGACCGAGUGUCGACCCACUGUCGACCGACUAUCGACCGACUAUUGACCGCUAUAUCGACCGACUGUCGACCGAGUGUCGACCGACUAUCGACCGAGUGUCGACCAAGUAUCGACCGAGUGUCGACCGAGUGUCGACCGACUAUCGACCGAGUGUCGACCGCUAUAUCGACCGCUAUAUCGACCGAUAUCUCUCGGUCGACAUUACCCACAGUAAACAAGAUCCUAUUUGUUUAACCCAUUGGCCUCUAGGAGUUUUGCUCAAAAAGUCUUUUGAAACUAGUGAAACUGUCUUCCUUUUACUGUCUGGCCCAGAAUGCCUUUUAUCGUUUGAGCACUUUGUAAAUGUCUGUUCCAGAUGCAAGAUAUAAAUAUUUUAGCUUCCAAAUUGCAGGCACGUGCAGAAAACAAAAUAACUGUUCUGGGUGUUUUGUAAAGAGGCAGGCUAAUUGAGUGAUUUUUUGGAAAGAAGGUAUUAGGCUCUAAAGACCUCAGACAGUGUACUGCAGUGCAAACAUUGAAUUAUUUCAAAUAACUAUGUAUUCCUUGUCUCUACUUUUUUGCCGCUUAAGCUUUGUUGCUUUGGUGUGUGCACGAUACUUGCAUUCCUUUCACACUCCAUUUCCUUAUUUCCAGUUAUUUGCUUCAAACUACUGAUAACUCAAACUCCUGAUAACUCAAACUUUUUUCUAUUUCCUUGGAAGGUUCGAGUUAUCGGGAGUUGACUGUAAUAUUUAAUACGUUUGGCAUAAAUAGAAUGUACCCUGGCUCCUAUGUUGGUGUUUUAAUUUAUGAUUUUGAAGCAAGCCAAAAGCAUGUUUAGAUAUUAGGCUACAUUUAUGUGAAAUGUUAUGUCUCUCAGGCCACUUCUUGCGCUUUUUAGCUCAGUUCAGUAGGUAUGGCAAACUGCUAAACUCCUUUACAUUUGUCUAGGGCUGGCAGCAAUAUUAUUCUAAAGAUUAGUAAAUACACUAAGCAUUUUUUUAUGAUAUUUUAGUUGCAAGGUUUGCCACUGAAAAAAUUCAGCCCUUGGUAUCAGAAAUGGAUCAAAGUUCAGAAAUGGAUGAGUCUAUCAUCAAGGGAAUGUUUGACCAAGGAGUAAGUUUAAUACUUGAAAGUUGUUAUCUCUUGGCAAAGUGAUGAUAAUAAUAAUAGUGUUAAUAAUAAUAAUAAUUGAUGAAUCGAAGAUAACCCUUCAAUACCAAGUGCUGUUAUCAAUGGGGUCCUGCAUGGAAAUGUAGGUGUGAAGAAAGUAACUGAAUAAAAUGCAGGUGCCAGAUUAAAUCAGAUUUCUUUCUUGGCCUCUUUAUUUCUCAGUCAUGAUACUUUUAAAAAUACUCAGUGUUGAGCCUAACAGCCCUGCAGCCAGCAAGAAUAACUGGCUGCUUGGAUCAUUUGCUGCAUCAGGUACUUCUUUGAAGAAUUUUUUUAGAUAUUUAUAUGAAAGGGAAUUGAUGGUGGUGUUGAUAAUCUGGCUGCCACAGAGAUAAUACCACAGUACCGGUAGUACAAUAUUACUGACAAUAAGACUAGUUAAGCUAGUGUUCUCAUGAUCAUGUAUUCAUCAUGAACAGUGAAAGCUCUUGUAAGCAGACACCGCCGGGACUCGAAAAAGGUGUCUGUUACUGGAGCUGGCCAGUGCAUUUGCUGUUGGUCUUAUGUUUUCAAUGCGGUCAGUAUAAAACACGGACUGCGGACUGCGGACUACGGACUGCGGACUGGGUAUAAAAUACGGACUAGGUAUAAAACGCGGACUAGAAAAUACGGAGUGGGUAUAAAACACGGACAAGGUAUAAAACGCGGACUGCGGACUGCGGACUGGGUAUAAAAUACGGACUACGGACUACUUUGGUAAAAACCGUGCAAAUUGGUUCUAGGUAAGGAAAAAUAAGAUCAAAAGAUCGCUAAAUAGCAAGACACGUGAGUUAAAGUUGUAAAUACUCUUAUAGAUUCUUGGUGGAGGUGUCCCGCCCGGUUCUCUGAAUCAUGAGCCGGAUCAAAAUGCUAUUUCCUUCACCCAUUUUUAGACCUCGUCUUGGUCUCUAACAAUCAUGAAAGGGGUCAGGAUCAGGGGGUACUCCCUUAUAUAAGGGAAGGGUAGGAGUUUUGGGCCUUUUUGGUCUGAAAACACUUUGCCCAUUUUGGUGUGGAAUCGGGUAUGGUUUUCGAGGGUACAACGGGAGCGUACAUGAAUGGACGUAUUUAUCGUUUCAAUUCCAAAUGAAUAAGAACGAAAUAGAAAUGUGCGAAUUCGAAAUGCAUUUGGAGAAUUUUUUUUGUUUCCGCUCUAACUUGGUAAUGAUGACAAAAUUUCUGCCUAAUCAUACCUAACCUGUUCAAGGUUCUAAGAUAGUUGGGUCCGAUGAAUUGAGAAAGCGAAAACACGAAAAUAAAAACUGGGGAGUCUCCCCAACUAUCUGAGAACCUGGAACAGGCUAAAUUAGGCCAGGUCCGAAAAUGGGUAUGGAUUUUAGAGAUCUAGUCUGAAAACGGGUGUGGAAAAUGACAAUUUUUGGUCUGCAAUAAGGUCAGGAUUCGGGGAACCGGGCACUACACCCCAACGAAGAAUUCCCAGUAGUACCCCCUUCCGGGAUCAGGAGCAGGGUGUAAAUCAUGUCAUCAUAAUCAUCACUUAGAAUAUAACGUUGAAUGACGCAUUUCGGUUAUUAUUCACGUAUGUGAGUAAUCCCUCGCACCUAAAUACUGCUUUGUGCAUCGCAUUGACCUUCUCGUCUGAGUUCUUCAUUCAGUCCUCAUAUUCCCAAGGCUUUAUUUGAAACGGAAUUGUGGCGUCCGAUAAGAAUUUUACUGAUCUGACUAAUACCAAUACUAUUUUUUUUUUUUUCGGUGCUUCUUAUUGGUGUAAAACUGCAAAUUGAAAUCUCUUCAAACUCCUUCUUUUCAUAAAAUUCAGAGUUUAAUUUCAGUUGCCUUGAGUACCGCAUAACCUUCCUUCUCCAUGGGAAGAAUAGACUACGUGAACAGCGUUAAAGCUGGGACUACUGUUUUUGCUAGUCCGCUUUCUAUUUCUCUCAGUUUUACCUUCUAAAGCUGUUUUUAUAUACAUAGUCCGUAGUCCGCGUUUUAUACCUAGUCCGUGUUUUAUACUCAGUCCGGAGUCCGCGUUUUAUACCUAGUCCGUAUUUUAUACCCAGUCCGCAGUCCGUGGUCCGCAGUCCGCAGUCCGUCUUUUAUACUGACCGGUUUUCAAUGUUUGCCCACACACUGGUGCUGAUCUUUACACUGAAAAAAAUAAAGUUGGCAGGUUGAUGGUGCAAAUUUGAUUUUUGAAUUUUCUUCUGUUUUCAGUUGAUGGGAAUUGAAAUAGAUGCUGAUUAUGGUGGUACAAACUCAUCAUUUUUUGUGGCAUGUCUUGUUGUUGAAGAGCUUGCUAAAGUUGAUCCAUCUGUCAGUGUUAUGUGUGAUGUACAAAAUACUUUAAUUGUCACCUUGUUCAGAAAAUAUGGCACAACUGAACAGAAAGCAGAGUACUUGCCACGGCUAGCGAGGAAUAUGGUGAGUGAUGAUACCCUGUGUUUAUAGUUAUUUAUUCAACUUAAGUUUUAUCAAUAAGGAAUAAAAUAUGGUCAAACCCAGUCAAAACAGACACUGAAGAGGCCAUAGAAAGUGUCCACAUUAAUUGGGUGUCCGUAUUAAGUAGGUCAUGUUAUUUAAGAGUAAAAAAUACUCCUGUUAUUUGAACAAAAUAGUCAUUAUUAAAGAGGACAUAAGCAUUGUCAAAUUAAACACCUCUAAUUUCCACGGAAACACCUAAAAAUGCUCAAGACGUCUAUUGUUUGAUGCCACCAUAGUCUAAAUUGACAGUUACAAAUCACCUACACUGGGUACCGUAGCACUGAGAACCACAACAUGCUGUCAACCGAGGGUUUUCCAAAAUGAAAGGUGUAUUACGGCUCACAGUUGAUAAUGAAUGCUCUGCAUCAAUGAGGUCCAUUGUCUGCAUUAACAGGUGUCUGUACUAAUUGAGUUGAAUUUAGAGAAAUGUAAGGGCUUCCCCCAUAGACAAAGAAAGCUGUCGUUGUUAACGAGGUAUCUGUAAAGAGGGUGCCCAUAAAGCAGGGUUCGACUGUACGGUCAAACUUUCUUGGGUGACCACCUCUCGCAAGCAACCACCUCCCAUAAGACUAGUGACUACCUAUCCAAAACGUCAAAAUUUUCCCAGUCAAAACCCUAAAAUUAGAACCUCUCAUAAACAACCCUCUCUCGUAAGUAGGCACGGUGUGAUCUCUUUGUUUGCAGUACAAUGUAUGUACUGCGCCAGUAAAGGUAAGUAAAGAACUUUCAGUGACAAAACAGAACUACACAUAUCUUAUCGUAGAAAUACAUCCAAUAAAUUGUCUUUCAAAAAGUAGAUGAGUCGGAACCUCUUAUCGAAAUAGACCACCUGUGGGUCAAUUACUGCUGCAAGUGACCGCCUCCCAUCAGCAACCACUAAAUCUUUGCAUUCUGGGUGGUCAGGAGGUUGAAAUGUAGGUUCCAAUACCCUGAGUGUUAGAGAUUUUUCAUGUGCAGUUUUUGGUUUCAGUUGAGUCUUUACAGUAACCCAUGUUAGCAUGUGUUGUUGGCCUCUAGUCAACUCAGAUGCAUCCCACCAUGUGCAAGAAAAUACCUCUUAUAGUACCCUUGAUAAGAUCCCCAAGAAGAGAUUCAAAAGCUGAUAUUUUGAGUACUGGUAUUUCAUCAGAGCAAAGGGAUAUGGCUUGAAAUGUUAGGUUUGGAAUUUUCUGGCCCAUAUCAAACUUAUUUUACUUUUAAGUAUCAACUGAUAAAUCUGAACUGUUAUUUUUCUCUGUCCCACCAAUGAGGACUUGAUAAUGAUAUGAGCAUAUUUUAUCUUUAGGUUGGAAGUUUUUGCCUGUCAGAAGUAGGCUCAGGAAGUGAUGCUUUUGCCUUGGAAACAAAAGCUGAAAAGAAGGGAGACUAUUACAUUCUCAAUGGUUCCAAAAUGUGGAUUACAAAUGCUGAACAUGCUGCAGUUUACCUUGUUUUUGCUAAUGUUGCACCAGAAAAGGUAUAUAUAACUUAUUGUUUCCACAACAGUGUGAUAAAUAAUUACUAUUGACCUGAAGAUACAUUGGAACUUAUAUGAUAUAUGAAGAGAAAAAAUGCAUCAAAACCUACAAUUGUAGGCAUGAUUUGUCAGUACUCCCUCAACCUAUUAAAGGUUAGGGAUAAGGGGGUGCUGCUGGAGGCCUAAAACCCUGACCCUUUUAAUGACAACAUUGUUCAGAUUUAAGGUAUAAGAUAGUGUGGCUACAUGUGGUAGUGUUCUCCCCCUUAUGUGUCCAAAAGCUUCAAUGUUUUACUUUACAAUGUUUUUUAGACAUACAUGUAUAAGGUUUUACUUUAUGAUAUAACUUUUAACUGAAUUAUUUUGUUAGGGUUACAAAGGAAUAACAACUUUUAUUGUUCCAAGAGAAACUGAAGGACUUUCACUCGGCAAGAAAGAAGACAAGGUUUGCAGUUUUGAUAAUAUAACAUGUUCAAAAGAACUGUAAGCAAUCGUUUAUAUACAGUAUAUGAAUUGACCAACGGGUCUUGUUAUGGCAACUCUUUAACUAUCAAUAUAUGAAAAACUGCAAGUGCCAGAAAUAAAAAUGAAACUCAGUUUGUCCAAAAUCAAUAGGCUGGCAACCUUAAAAGUUAGUGGAAAAGAAUGUAUUUCAAAGUUAUUUGAUGUUUUGCUAGUAUGGAAGCCAAUUGCCAUUAAAAAAAAAGCAUGCUAGCUUGUUUUUAUUAAAAUACAACAUCAGACUUUUUGUGAACUUAUAUGAGUUACAUGUCAUUUGAUGGAUUUAAUCACAUUAUCAUAAUGAUAAGUAAUGUAAAAACUUGACAGACAUUAUAGUCUUGAUAGUUUUGUACUAAAAAGUUUGUUUUGUUUUAGCUUGGGAUAAGAGCAUCAUCAACGUGUCCUGUCCACUUUGAUAAUGUGAAGGUGAGAGGCUUUUCUGCUUAAAAUGCAAGACAUGCAUUCUCUGCUUAAAUCUGCUUAUCUUCUCUUCACCACCUGGGUUAUCUCAAACACAUUUUGGCUGUGAAGUCAGCCCUUUACGCCACUAGAUUUAAAUAAAAUGGCUUGUUUUUUCGCCCGGCCAUGAAAGCAAGCCAUGGCGUGAGUAUGACGUCACAUUCCUCUUGUUCCAACUAGUGCCAGAUCUUUUUGUGAUUCUCGGCCAAUUUUUACAUCGAGUAAUGACAGCAAAACAAACCUGAAGAUUAUGUUCAAAAUAAAUUGGUCUUCCCACUGGAAUUUUGACUUGAAAUUUGGUGAGGUAAGUAUUUAUUACUUCUACUUUCCACAGCUGAAAAGAAAAGGGAAACCAAAUUUUGAUCAUUGUAGCUCUUUAACUGCCAUGUACUUCUUGUAUGUUUGUAUGUUACCAUAGUUACCAGAGAGCUGGGUUCUUGGUCAGGUUGGACAUGGAUACAAGUAUGCUAUUGAGUGCCUCAAUGAAGGGCGCAUUGGAAUAGGAGCUCAGGUGAGUGAUUGACAGCUGGAACAGUGCAUUACUGGAAUAAAUAGUAUUCUCGGUUUUCAGAUGACAUCACCAGAAUUCAAACUAAGAAACUAUUGAUUCUUCUAGAUUUCUACUUUCAUGAGGUAUUAGGGCACCUAAACACUCUUAUUUAGACAAAUUUUGGUUCAAAAGGUUCUUUUUUGUGUUGUAUUAGAGGAGGCUUGAAUUUCCAAGGUUUUGGGUGAUGCUGCAUUCAGCUGGCGGCAAGGAAAGCCCCUAUGUGUGUAGAUUUUGCUAUCUGAACAUUCCCUGCCUCAGAAUAAAUUUUACUUUACCCUUUAUGAGUUCUUCAAGCAAUAAAUUCACGCAUUUGUAGGAAGACUCCAAGACAGAUGUUUCUGCUGGUUUCUGGCAGCCAUAUUAGUGCCCCUCAAAGGGACACCACCAUGGCAUCUCCAUACAAAGCUUUAUAAAUUUGGGUAACACAUUUUCCAGAAUAUCUCGCAUACAAAAUAUCGCACAGACCUGAUUCUUGGCAAUGCUUUUUGUUUAUAUAUAUUCUUUCAUUUUCCAGAUUCUGGACUUUCUAUAUUGAAUGGUUUGCAUUUUUAUUUUUGAUGGCAUGACAGUGAAAACAGAGAAUAGUCUGUAAUAUUACACAAUGAAUGCUUAGUAACCUGGAAAAGUUCCAAACUGUUUCAACAGCAUUUGACCAAUAUCAAAAAUCAAAAUAAUGUCUUAAAAACGUUUUUUUCCUUUAAGGAAAGUUAUUUGCGUUUCCAGCUUUGCGGGUUUUUUUUCAUGUUUUGUCCUUAAUAAAAUAGUCUUAACUAAUGACAAAUGAGGUAAAAGUUGAUUAGCAUACAAUGAAAAUAAAAAUUAUUUCCAACAUUUUUACUUUUGUGCUCUCAGAUGCUCGGUCUUGCUCAAGGUUGUUUAAACAACACAGUGCCCUACACACAUGAAAGAAAACAAUUUGGACAGAAGAUCUGGGAUUUCCAGGUAAGAAUUCUGGGAUCAUUAUACUUUUCUUGGAAACUGCCCACCUACCCCUCCCCUAAGCCAAUGUCAACACUUACUUCUCACUUAGGGCAAAACGUUGGCUUAUAAAAGGAGGGGUAGGUGGGCAUGCAGUUUCCCAGAAACGUAUAACAGCAAUGAUUCAUACAGACACACCCAAAAGGAUACAUCUCGAAUAUCUCCUGAAUCUUAAGCUUCAAAGACAGCACAACGUCAACUUACUUAUUCCGUAGUUAAAAUGUCAAGAAGAUUCGUCAUUGGUGAUUUCAUCCAAUAUCCUCAUGAAAUCCCUGAUCAAUCAGACGUUGAUAUUACAGGGAGAACUUUGAAGAAGAACCAAUGUGUAUUCAUGAGUGCAGUGAGGAACAUUCCCUGCACUUGCUUUAUUCAUGUUUGUGUAUUGUCUUGAAAAAGGUUAGGCUGCAAGUUAUUACCGACACCCCCUUUUUUGUCAGAUAUGCUGGAGCGAGUAAAGGUCACAAUUGCGUGGAACGUUGCUUCUUGCAAGAAGACACGACUUGCUUGGUGAAGAGAUCUGUCUUGCGCGACUGCCUGUAUUCUAGAGAAUGGUGCUGACUGACUUUGGAGAAUUGCAAGAAAAGUAUCGGUGCGUGCAGGGAGGGGAGGGAGGGGUUAAACACGUGCUGUUAACAGACCAAGCCAAGUGUGACCUGAGAGAUAGCAGGGUGGAGGGUUAGUGGUAAAACGUAACGGCUCCUCAGAAAGCGGAUUUUUCUCAGUCGAAGUCGGUUAAAUGAUAUUGACUUGUUUUGUUUUUUCUCUUUUUUGCCAGGCUGUAAAUCACCAAAUUGCUCAUGUGUUCACGCAGAUUGAAGCUGCUAAGUUGCUGGUGUAUAAUGCAGCGCGGAGAAAAGAAGCAGGUCUUUCAUUCCUACGGGAAGCUGCCAUGGCUAAAUACUUUGCCGGAGAGGUAAACUACGAGCUUUUCGUUGCUUUGUUGUACACGACAAAAAAAAAAUGUUAAUUGAACAGAACUAUGGUAAGGUGGAGAGAGAACUUAUGCGUUACACUGCCCUAUUUCGUGCCUGCGUUUGAAACUGAUUUGGAGUUUUGUCGAAUUACAAGGGGGCACUGUUUUGGGAGACGAAUUUGAUCAAGUUUCUUGGGGAACCUCGUUGUAGCCAAGGAUGCAAGGGGAGCAAGGGUGGCUGGAGCAGUGGUGAGAGCACUUGCCUCCAACCAAUGUGGCCCGGCUUCAAAUCUGGGCGUCAACCCUAGGAUUGAGUUUGUUCACCGUUGUCGUCCGUCCACAGGUAAACGAUAAGCCGGCGUUUUCAAAAAUCUUCACUCUGGAGACCGUUUUUGAAAAUCUGGGUUUUUGGCGUGGGUUACGUAUGAACGGAAGGCUAAAACGGAGGAAAAGAUCUCCGCUUUCAAAAAUAUCCAGAUACGUGUGGAUGGGGCCUUAGGGUAACCGGUCAUUUCGCCCCCAAGUCUUUUCGCCCCGGUUACUUCGCCCCCUAUUUUCGAGUCAAUUAGCAAGGUCAAAAUGUAAUAUUCCUCGUUCCAGAAUAGGGGGCUAAGCAACCGGGGCGAAAUGACUUGGGGGCGAGAUGACCGGUAACCGGCCUUAGUAGCACUUACAUUCGAACCAACAGUGUUUUAUACAAGCCAAGGAAAGGCUACAUGAUUGAAAAGCAAUUACUGAAGUAUUACAAAAUGUCGUAAAUAAACCGUGUCAAGGCGGGUACCGUGAUAAAACAUGCCCCUGGAGGUCACCGCGUGUAGUUUAAGUUUAAGUUUGUUUCGCCGUCUUUGAUUACCUUAGAAAGGAGUUACUUAGAUAUUUCCUUUUUUUGGGGAGGGGGGGAGGGGGCGUUAAUUUGCAAUUUCUUAAAUUGCAAUUACCACUGCGACGAUCAUAUGUUCCUUUAAAAUUGUAUUUCCGCAGCUCACAUCAUCUUCGUGUUAGAUAUUUCCAUUAAGAAUGAAGCUACUAGCUGAUUGUGUAUUUUGUUUUUGGCGAAUACAAAGAGUGAUAAUAGAGUUCGUUUUUUCUUCUUUUCACUGGGCACUGAAUAGGUGGCAGCCUUGACAACCUCCAAGUGCAUCGAAAUAAUGGGCGGAGUUGGUUUCUCCAAACAAUAUCCAGUGGAGAAGUUUUACCGCGACUGCAAAAUAGGUUAGUGCCGCCAAACGCGGGUCACUGCACUGCAUGAGUUGUCAGGUAUUUAAGGUACUUGACAAGUUCAGGUACUAUUCAGUGGGGUGUGCAAGUGAUUCUUAGUAGCUUCUGGAGAACAAGGGUGGCGUAGUGGUGAGAGCACUCGCCACCCACCAAUGCAGCCCCGGUUCGAAUUCUGGCGUGGACACCACAUGUGGGUUGAAUUUGUUGUUGGUUCUCUCCCUCUGCCCGAGAGAUUUUUCUCCGGGUACUCCAGUUUUCCCCUGUCCUUAAAAAUUCCAAUUCUGUUGUAAACGAAGUAGGAUUGGGCGAUGACUCGAGAACACGUGAUGUAAAUAGGCGCUAAUAGAGAAAUCAUACCUGGAAAUCAUGGAAUAAAAUCUGAUCGUGCAUUCAUUCUCUAGUUCGGAUCGGUUUUGUAUCGUCUGCAUAUCUCAGAAAGGACCUUAAGGACCUCCCCCAAUUUUUUUCUGCCCUUCGGGCCUCAGUUUGGUGUAAAAAAUAAGCGGUGGUGGGGGGCUGGGCGGGGCGGGGCGGGGCAAUCCCUCCCCUAGAUCCGCCACUGCUAAGAACUCUUCGUGGGAGGCUUGAGUCUAGAUGAAUAUCAGCAUUAUCGUCUUUGUAUGAAGUUCCAUUCCAUGGGUUUUCAACUUUUGACUGCAAUCAGUCAGCAAAAAUCCGUCAACACGGCUUAAAAGAACGCCUUACAAUCAUUGAAGAUGUCAAGUUUGAACGUGACUUGUUGACAACUUACGAAGAAAUAGCUCCGCAAAGUCUCCGUAUUUUACAAAUGUUUGUUUGUUGAGGGGCUAGUUCAGGCCCCCACCAUUGAACAAUUACGACGUAUAGAUAUUUCGAGCAACAUAAUUUUGCUGUCUGUCUCCUUUGAAUUGUAUCUGUUUCUCUCUCUUAGGAGCCAUUUACGAAGGAACGUCCAAUAUUCAGCUAUCGACAAUUGCCAAAAACAUGAAAGAGUUUGAACCUUGAAGGAAACUGUGUGGACAAAAAGACUGGAAUGUGUUAUUCCUAAAUCUGCUUACUGAGGAAGAACAAUAUGGAAUCUGCAACGUCGUCUAGAACUUGAAAGACUACUAUUUCAUCGUGCAAACUAACAUAAGAACGGAUGGCUUAGGUCUCUAUGCCUUUCAACGGACAAAAUAAUUUGACACGUUAUAAAUGAAAUUUUUAUUUAACAAAUGUAGGGACUGUGCUGGAAGAUUCAUACUUGCAUUUUGCUUUAGCCUGAGACCAGACUUCUUGGCGGAAAAAAACAGGGAAUUAUGCCGUAUCAAGCGCCAAAAAUCGGCCAGGCCCUUCCCCUCUUUCUCCGCGCUUGCCCUGUUAUUGGCCCUUCCUUUACUGCACUGAGUAGCCUGGUCCAAGGCUAAUGCUGCUUCUGCUGCCACAAGCUUACAAGGUAGUAGUUCCCAAUGCUCUCUUUCUGUCUGGAAACGAGAAGAAAUGAAACUCUGGGAACGAAGGGAAAAGAACAGUUUCCUCGAUUGAGUAGAUCGAGGGUUUGUUUGCAUGGAGACAAUGAAUGUAACUGCUUGGUAUUGCUGUAUUUUACGCACGAAUGGAGUUGACCUCAAAAUUGUAAAUUUAUUUAUAGCGAUUUCUAUUGUUUCAAGGGUGUACAAUUUAUUAAGAGGAGGAUUCAAAGCAAGGAGAUGUUACACGGAAGGAUUCGUAAGGACGAUUAUUGAAGGUUUAACGCAACACAGCGUUGUUAAUAUUUCUCAACAUUUUCCCAACAAUUGUUGGAAAUCGUCUCGUGUAACAUCACUUUCAAGAUAACAUCCUGUAAGUUCAAUAUCAACACUGAAUGUAUGGGAAAGUUUGUGUUUCUUGGUAACACUUGAAUUUUAUAUACAACAGAACUAAAUGUUUGUCCUGAGGAGCUAACAGAAGUGUACUGAAACAAAAAGGUCAAAAACGUGACUUUGUUCACGGUGGU